This is a messenger RNA of Magallana angulata, 1205 nucleotides long. Its product is annotated as antistasin-like. The transcript has 7 exons. Gene Ontology annotation, molecular function: serine-type endopeptidase inhibitor activity. The record is from RefSeq and is a predicted model, not a curated record. Bases 78 to 1124 code for a protein of 348 amino acids. Lineage: Eukaryota; Metazoa; Mollusca; Bivalvia; Ostreida; Ostreidae.
UAGUAAAAAAAGGACACCUGCCAGCGUCAGAGUGACGUAUAUUUUUAUGAAUGAACUAGAUCUUUCUCACAUGAAUCAUGCGGAAAGCCUCCGUGUUUUUCGUCGGAUUGGGGUUGCUGCAUUUCAUUUCCCAAAAUGCCGUCUGUGAGGGAUUCCUGUUGUGUUCCCUGUAUCCUAUGUUCUGUUCGUUGAAUUGCCAUAACGGAUACGCCAAAGACAGCAGCGGAUGUACAAUCUGCAAGUGCGCCACAGCGUCGUCUGAUUCCGCUGCUGUAUCUGAGGCAAGUGCGCAUGGUUACCCAGCAUCUACUUCCGGUUACCAUCAUCCGUGUUUACCGCAACAACAGUUCUGUCCCAGGAACUGCCCCGAAGGUUACCUCACAGGGAGUGGCGGAUGUCAAUUCUGUAUAUGUUACCAAGGCAACGUUACGGAUCCCAUAACGACAACCCCUCCGCCUACCACCCACGGGGUCCAAGUUCACAUGACCAACCCGUGCAUUCAGAACCAGACCGUGUGUGACAAGUUUUGUGGGGAGGGCUACCUGCUGGGGCCGGACGGGUGUCAGUACUGUCUGUGUAGGAACCUCAUCCCGGGGCUCGUCUACACUAAAGCGCCCUCAACGGCGCCGUUAACAGGAACGACAACUCUAGCCUACUAUCUCCCGAAUCCUUGCCAGGACGGACAACACGUGUGUACCGCUAACUGUCAGAACGGUUUCAUCCUGGGCCCUGGGGGAUGUCAGUACUGCAUGUGUGCCGCCAAAACCACCGCGCCAUUACAGACUACCACAGUAAAGCCUUCCGGAAGUGAUGUAGCGCCACCUACCACCUCGUUUCCUUCCGGUCACAUGGCCAACGAGUGUGCCAUUGCGUUCACGAUCUGCCAGAUCAAGUGUAAGCACGGCUUCCUGGCGGACACGGUCGACUGCCGCCGCUGUGUGUGCAAAGACGAGGUCUACAAGUCCGCUGGAAUCGACAAGGCGGACGAGCCCGACAUUAAACUGAUGAACCCCUGCGUGCUAGGACUGGACGUCUGUAACGUGUUCUGUUACCAUGGAUACCUGCGCGGACCACGUGGCUGUCAAUACUGCGCAUGUCAAUUCACGCUCCCCGCGACACCAUGACGGCGUUUUUCGGAUGUUAUUUUGUAUUUAAACUAGGUGUCAAGUGUUAAAAUGAAUCAAAUAAAGUUUUUUCACAAAUAG